CCACCACAACAGCAACAACAACCACAAGCAGAUAAAAUAUUACAAUAUUGACUACAGCAACAACAUUGACCCGGGCGGGGUGGGGGACAGCAGAUUUAACGACAGCGGGCAGCUGAGGGAGCUGCAACGUGACCGACAACCACCACCCACCACAGCAACUCCACCAACAAGCGGAGCGGCGGCUCUGACUGGGCAACAACGCGGCUCUUGUCCGCCAGGGGUCAUGGACAAGAGGAUGCUGCUGAUGUUGGAGCAGGGAGACUCUGCCUCCCUGCAGAAGGAGCUGGAGGCGCUGCCCAAUGGAGAGCUGGAGGAACUAAUCAAGCGGCAUGCAGUCAGGGGCGAAGGUGACCUCAACGCCCUGCUCAGGGCCAUUUUCCUCGGCUCCCCGUGCCACAGCGGUGAUGGGGUUGAGCGUCGGCUGAAGACGUACACGUGCUGCGCAAAGCUGGCCGAGUCUGGGGACAUGGAGAACUAUGUGGCGGUCAACAUGAUGGGGCUGCUCAUGAUGGAGACGGAUUACUUGCCUGGAAGUUGCCUGGCCAAGUUGGCCUCCAUGUACGUGGACUCGAUUAAGAGCGGCCGCGUGAUGAACGGCAGAUCCCUUGAUCUGCUUCCCAACAUCCUAAGCUCUCUGGGCUCCAGGGAGAAAAUCACUUACGGUGAAGGACAGCUUAGUGGCAUGGAAUACAAAAAACAGAUCAUCAACACAUUGUGUUCCAGCAGGUGGGACUCUCAGUGUGUGAUCCAUCUGACUUCUAUGUUCAGGGACGUGCCGCUGAGUCAGGAGGAGCUGCAGUUUGUCAUGGAGAAGGUAUUGCGGCUGCUGCCCAGUCUGGAGCUGCAGGAGCUGCCUCCCCUCGUUUACCAGCUGCUCCUCCUUGCUCCCAAGAGCCAUAAGAAGCUGGCGCUGGAGGGGAUUGUUUCAUUCUUCAAGGAGCAGGACCUGUUGCACAGUAACCAAAAGAGCACUGAGGAUGCCACGGAGCUGGAGGUAGCUGCCAUGUCGACGGUUCCAUUGCGUCACGUGGAGGGGACCAUCAUCCUCCACAUCGUCUUUGCUGUCAAGCUGGACCAGGACCUGGGCAGAGAGUUCAUCAAGACCCUCAAGGUCGGACAGCUGGGCGAUGUGGGCCGAGUGCUGUGUCCGUUCAACGUCGCACUCACACUCUCGCUGGCGAGGAUUCACCGAUUGGAGGAACAGGUGUUUGAGAUGAUGAAGGUGGCUAUCUUGAAGAGCUUCAGGGACCAGCAGAUGCAGCAGAGCUCGGCGCUCAUCAAGGACCUGGUGUCGUCGCAGGUGUGGUGCGUGUCCGACGUCAUCCUCGAGACCAUCCAAAACAGCGGCUGGGACCACAUAUCGCAGGGCUUGGUGCAGCUCGGCUUCACGCUCAUGGACUCAUUUGGGCCCAAGGCGGGACCCGGCGGCAAGGUGGCGGAGACGGGCGCCGGCGUGUCUCGGACGCCGGCGCAGCAAGCCUGCAGCCUGGGGGCACGCGUCCUCCUCGAGACGUUCAAGGCUCAUGACCUCGUGAGACGUGAGAUCCUGGAGCAGCUUCUCAACAGAGUCGUUACUAAAGCCACCGUGCCAAUCACACACUAUUUAGAGCUGCUGUCAGACAUGGUGACGUCGGCCCCGCUCAACCUGCUGGAGUGUCUGCCCAAGGUGCAGGAGGCGUUUGAUUAUUUGUCAGUCCUGCCGUCUCCCGUCACGAAGGGCCUGCUGCAGGCCAUACUGCCCCUUCUCAGGGUGCGCAUCAACCUCAAGGACUCGCUGAUCCUCGCACUGCGCAAGGGUAUGUUCUCCAGCCAGCUGGAAGCCAGAAAAUCAUCUGUUAUCGGAUAUCUCCUGCUGCUCAAGAACUUCAAAGUGCUGGGCAGCCUAGCAUCAAGCCAAACAUUGAGCAGUCAGGGUUUUUCCGCUAGCCAGGUGAAAGUGGAGGUGCACGCACGCCUCAACCCUGCCGCCAACGAGGCCCUGUGCCUGGAGAUCCUGGGCAGCCUGCGCCGCUGCCUGAUCCAGCAGGCCGAUGUGCGCCUGCUGUUCUAUGAAGGUCUCUAUGAUGUGCUGCGGAGAAACUCGAAGCUGGGGAGCACCAUCCUACAGAUGUUGCUGGUACAGCUGAAGCGGUGCUACGAGGCAGGCGACGUCCUGCCGCCCGUACGUCUGGAUGGCUGCAUCACGGCACAGGGCGAGCAGGUCUUCCUCCAGGAGCCGCUGGGCCACCUCCUCUGCUGCACUGUGCACUGUGUGAUGAAGUGGCGUGAAAUCAAGGCUCAGACAGUUGGCGAUGAUGAGGAUGACGAGGACGAUGAUGACGAUGGGGGCGGUGAGGGCAGCAGUGAAUACGCAGGGGAGGGCGCACAGAGCUGUCAACGGCAGCUGGAGACAAUGCUGGAGUCCAUGACACGGAGGAUGAUCAAGAGUGACCUGGACGACUUUGAAUUGGACAAGUCGGCAGAUUUUUCGCUGACGACCAGCGUAGGGGUGAAGAACAACAUCUAUGUCAUCUUGGUAAUGGGCAUGUAUGAGGUGCUCAUGGAGUACAGCUUCAUCAUGGGCGAUCCCAGCCGCCAAAAGGUGGAACAGGUGCUGGGGUUGUUUCAGCGCUACCAUAAGCUGGUGGAAAUUCUGCGCGAGAAGAGUGCAAAGGGCAAGGGCGGCGCUACGAGCAAGACGCCACGCAGCCUGCUAUCGCUGCGCUGCAUUGAUCUCCUGCUCUCCGCGCUCUACUGCGACGAGAGCUCCGACCACGAGGCAAUGCUGGCGCCGUUGCGUGGCAGCGUGGAGUUCCAGCGCUACGUGCUGGCGGUGGUGCAGCAGAAGGUGCAGCAGGCGGAGGAGAUUGGCCACGUGGACGGCCCCGACGGACAGGACCCCGACAAGGUGCUGCGUCACCUGGUCUCCAUCGCCCGGGCGCUGUUGCGGAAGUGCUUCUCUGUGGCGGUGCCCACGAAUGACUCGUCGGUGGUAUCGUCGGGGGUGGUGGAGUCCGUGGCCAAGAAGGACAAGCACAAGGGGAUUCCGCUGCUGUGCCUGGACGUGCUGCAGCGCGUCAUCACCGCCGUGAACACACGCUUCUCCCACAAGAAGGAGAGCCUAUACGCCGCGCUCGAUCUAUCCCGUGAAGAUCCAGAGGAUGCAGACAACGUUAUCAUUGCGGAAAGAGCUGCGUUUCACAUGAGGCAGUUCCAGCGGAGUGUGGUUGGGCAGCUGUCGGGAGGUGAGGAAGAUCUGAACAUGAAGGAGCUCCAUGGGCUAGUGAGCCUUCUGCUGGCGCUAAGCAAGGAGCUGCAGCCAGGCUCUACCGAGUUUGAACAGUGCUUGAACUGGACAACCAAAAUUUGCAAGGAGAGCAAAAUUGAGGACCUGCUGCUGUGCAAAAUGCUGAUGAACCUGCUCUUCAGCCUGCACUUGGCCCACAAGGGGCCUCGCUCACUGCUCAAGGAUCUGGCGCAGGACAUUCACAGCCAGCUGGGCGACAUAGACGAGGAUGUGCAGGUGGAAAACCAGUCCAUUUAUGCCAUCGUGAAUUCCAAGACUGCUCCUUCAGUAACUCUGGUGGUGCUGUCUCAUGCAGAGCACAUGCUGGAGGACGUGGAAUGGCUCAUUGCCCGGCUCAGGGGGGAGCUGGCGUAUGCCAAGCCGGUGACCUCCGAGGAGGGCACGCAGGAUCUGGGUCCCCGGCAGGCGCAGGAGAGGGCGGCCGCCGUGCAGCUGGGAGCGCUGGUCACCUGCUGCCACGAGUUGGUGCAGGCGGCGCUGCCUGCGGGCAGCUGCUCCACCAACCUGCUCAAGCUGCUCACCAAGAUGUACAGUGUGCUGGCUUCCAUCACCAAAUACUAUUUACAGGUGUAUACGCAGAAUAUAGGGGACCUGCCAGGGAGGUUUGAAAAGUUGGUGAAACUGUCAGGAUCCCAUCUUACUCCUCAGUGCUACGCAAUGAUCACCUACAUUCAGAGCGUGCAGAGUGAUAGCCUCAACCACAGCUCGGACAAGAAGAGCAAGCGCGGGGCAGCGGCCUUAGCCAGCGCCGCCAAGGCUAAAGUUCUGCGGGAAACACGGCCGAUCCCAAACCUAAUCUUCUAUAUCGAGCAGUACGAGUGUUUCCUCAUCCAGCUCUCAAAGAAAUCCAAGGUGAACCUGAUGGAGGGGAUGAAGCCGAGCACGUCGCGCGACUUCCGCAUUAAUGCGGCGACGCUGAAGGAGGCGCUGGAGAACCAGGAUUCGGACAAUGAAGACGCGACGCAGAGCGGAGACGGCACACAGAGCACAACUAUUUCAGUGCAGGAAAAAUCCCAAAAGCCUCCCAACAAGAAGAGGAAGACUUAAAGUUUGUGUCUGUUCCCAGCACUUUAUAAGUUGCAGUGAUUUAGUUUUUUUUACAUACAGUAUUGCAUUGUGAUAGCGAACCAAUGGGUAUAACGCUCCCCCAUUUAUAAUGAACUUAGCUGCAGAAACGCAUCCUACUGUGUUCAUUUAUACCCGAUCCGUACAGUGAUCACGUUGUCUGUGACCCGCGUAUAACAAUCGGACGCGCCGCCGAAUAUUCAAUCGUUUUUUUACAGUGUACUAUACAGUAGACUGUACUACACAGUACACUAUACUGUGCAGUACACUUAACUGUAUAGCGAAAACAUGUACACUGCAGUACGCUUGACUGUAUAGCAAAUAUAUGUACACUGUGCGGAUAUGAUGCGUUAAUGUAGUUACUUGUUUCUUCAAAGGCCCAGUUCAAUUUGUCAUUGAGGCUGUAGAGUGAACUCUGCAAGUGGUUCGUUAUAACGAGGUAACACUGUAUAAGCAAAGUCAUUGGAGGCAAUAAAUUACUUGUAUUUACGAUGCUCACAUUCCUGCUUUGGCCUCAGAUGGUUUGUCUGAGUUUCUGCUCCUUGUCCUUGGCCUCUUUGGCUUUGGGCUUGGCGAGAGAACCAUUUGUCUUCUGUAUGAUCUCGUAAAUGUCCAGAGCUUCACCUGUACGUGGGCCAAACACAACGGUUGUACUUAGCCAUUGUCGUGAUGCCCACUAAAAAGCACAUGGUAAAAACAUAGCUUUAAAAUGUAAUGUUAAACAUGAUGUGAAACUGGAGUUCGCAAAAAUGUGUUCUUGUGUGCCACAGGUAUAGUCAACAUCCAAUUGUAAAAACAGGCAGCAUGUAAGUUAUAAAAAUCGAAUAAAUUACAUUCCAAAUGCAA
Molecule: messenger RNA, 5197 nt
Organism: Petromyzon marinus (sea lamprey)
Lineage: Eukaryota; Metazoa; Chordata; Hyperoartia; Petromyzontiformes; Petromyzontidae
Gene: FANCI
Product: FA complementation group I
Biological process (GO): DNA repair
Molecular function (GO): DNA polymerase binding
Source: RefSeq, a predicted model, not a curated record